This is a messenger RNA of Somion occarium, 1649 nucleotides long. NCBI's taxonomy places the organism in Eukaryota, Fungi, Basidiomycota, Agaricomycetes, Polyporales, Cerrenaceae. The record is from the annotation of a GenBank genome assembly.
CCGCAAGAUGGGAUCCCUGUUCCUUACGGCCGUUCCACUUACCCGGUCGCAAGAUUUGAAGCUUUCGGUCGGACAUCCGACGCAAGUCGCUGACUGGCUGGUUCCUACUGACGACGUCCUGUUCGGUGCGCCGAAGCGGUGUUAUAUCGCUCGUGACAGGCAGUGACCCCACCGUCCCCACCGCUCGAUUCUUACUUGCUGCAUCUCUCUUCUGCCAGUCAUGUCUAGCUCGAAGCCAACCCAGUUGACACCGUUUGGUGCAGCCCUCGCUGGGGCCUUGGGAGGAUGCUUCAGUAAUGCCGUCGUUUACCCAUUAGAUGUUGCAAAGACACGUAUACAGGCUACUACUGAUGUGAAGGCGAACAAGGAUAAGCUCAGCAUGUUCCCCGUUAUGUACCGAAUAUUCAAGGAGGAAGGCAUCGCUGGAUUGUACAGGGGUUUCGGGGCCACUAUGCUGAAUACAUUCUCAAUGCAAUAUGCCUAUUUCUUCUUCUAUUCAUUCGUCCGCACAUCUUAUAUCAAGCGGUUAACUUCGAAACUUCCAAAAGGGUCGAAAGCUCCUCAAUUAUCCACCGCGGCCGAGUUACUCCUCGGAGCCUUUGCAGGAGCCCUGGCUCAGAUAUUCACGAUCCCCGUAGCCGUUAUUGCUACGCGUCAGCAAAUUGGGAAGCCGCAGGGUCAAAAGAGCAUACUCGCGGCGUCAAAGGACGCCGAGAAAGCUGAGAAGCCUGAAAACAAUGAGAAAGAGGAUAAGGUUGACUCCACUUCCACCUACACCGAGGAAGCAGUAGAGGAAGUACCUUAUGAUGACUCGUUCAUCGGAGUCGCGAAGGAGAUCGUCGAGGAGGAAGGCGUUACUGGUCUCUGGCUGGGUAUAAAGCCUGGAUUGGUUCUUACUGUGAAUCCCGCCAUCACUUAUGGCCUGUAUGAACGUGUCAAAGGUAUCAUGGUUCUUGCCAACCAACGUGCAACGGGGAGCGUUGUUGGUGAGAACGAUAAACUCAGCGCUUGGAUGACUUUCUUCAUCGGCGCUAUGAGCAAGACCUUAGCCACGGUUGUCACAUACCCGUAUAUCAUGGCCAAGAUUCGUAUUCAAGCACGAAGCGCAGAUGAAGAGGAGGCUAUCGCCGAGCACGUCCCUAUACCCAAGCCUCAUGGAUACCAUCACGAUAAAUUCAAGCACGUCGGUGCUCUUGAGAUCCUUGCUCGAGUCUGGAGGAAGCAAGGCCCAUUAGGCUGGUAUCAAGUACGUUAUCCACCACUCGAUUCCAGCUUGUACAGUUCAUAUAUUGAUAUUAUGGAUAUAGGGGAUGAGUGCUCAAAUCACAAAGGCCGUUAUUUCCCAAGCAUUAUUGUUCUUGUCGAAAGAGCAGUUUGAACAGUGGGCAUUGGCUAUCAUGGUAUUGUUCUACAGGUUACAGCGUGGAGCACCAGUUUCGGCGUAACGAUUUCUUUGUAACGACGUAUCUAACAGAAGACGUAUACUCUGUCAUCAUAGUUCGUAUGGCUAGACAUCAUGAUAAUCCACCUUGUAGUAGCUGUAGCUGUGGAUAAAAAAGAUUUAUAUCCAGGUUUAAAGGUCCGUUUGGAAUCGAGCAGUUACUACAUGAAUACGAUGUAUUGGCGCCCAAUAAGUUGUCUAUUCCAUC